Molecule: messenger RNA, 3617 nt
Organism: Topomyia yanbarensis
Lineage: Eukaryota; Metazoa; Arthropoda; Insecta; Diptera; Culicidae
Gene: betaCOP
Product: coatomer subunit beta
Exons: 7
Coding region: 257-3127 (956 amino acids)
Biological process (GO): intra-Golgi vesicle-mediated transport; intracellular protein transport; endoplasmic reticulum to Golgi vesicle-mediated transport
Cellular component (GO): COPI vesicle coat; cytoplasm
Molecular function (GO): structural molecule activity
Source: RefSeq, a predicted model, not a curated record
AAUUUCCAUAGGCUUUCGAAGUUUCGUAAAAUUUGGUAAGGAAAAUCGUACAAAGUAUUAGUUUAUCAACUAUAAUGCUUUUUUGGAUUCUUAUACAACUGGCUUUUGUAUGAGACUAAAAUUAAUAUAUGAAUAAAAUAAAGGAAAUUUGCGGUAUACGUCACCUAAAAAAGUGCUACCUACUUUGAGAAAACGUUUUAUGUAGAUUCAAGUUGUUCUCAGAUCCAGAACUAGAAGAAUCCAGCCAAACCUAAUAAUGUCGCUUUCGGAAGGACCUUGUUACACUAUUAUUAAUGCUCAGGAAACAGAGCCCUUCAAUGAGAUGCAGCUGAAGAUGGAUCUUGAAAAGGGCGAGUUAAACGUUAAAGUCGACACUCUGAAAAGAGUCAUCCAACUUCUUUUGAAUGGAGAGCGUCUUCCGAGCUUACUGAUGACAAUCAUUCGGUUUGUGUUGCCAUUGCAGAAUCACACGAUUAAAAAGCUUUUGCUUAUCUACUGGGAAAUUGUUCCAAAAACAUCUCCGGAUGGGAAAUUGUUGCAGGAAAUGAUUUUAGUUUGUGAUGCCUACAGAAAAGAUUUACAGCAUCCAAACGAAUUUCUUCGUGGAUCCACUCUGCGAUUUUUGUGUAAAUUGAAAGAGCCGGAGCUGUUGGAACCACUUAUGCCUGCAAUUCGUGCAUGCCUUGAGCACCGUCACUCGUAUGUUAGAAGAAAUGCCGUAUUGGCUAUAUUUACAAUUUACAAGAACUUUGAGUGGCUUGUUCCUGAUGGUCCGGAAUUGAUUGCCAAUUUUUUGGACACCCAACAGGACAUGUCAUGCAAGCGAAACGCUUUUCUUAUGCUGCUUCAUGCUGAUCAAGAAAGAGCAUUGAACUACUUGGCCUCCUGUCUCGAUCAAGUAAAUAACUUUGGGGAUAUCUUACAGCUGGUAAUUGUUGAACUUAUUUACAAGGUUUGUCAUGCUAACCCAACGGAACGAUCCCGUUUCAUCCGUUGUAUUUACAAUUUGUUGAACUCUAGUUCAAAUGCCGUUCGUUACGAGGCAGCUGGAACCUUGGUGACACUAUCAACUGCUCCGACGGCUAUUAAAGCUGCAGUUAGUUGUUAUAUUGAGCUGAUUAUUACUGAAAGCGACAACAAUGUCAAAUUGAUUGUAUUGGAUCGGUUAAUUGCGCUGAAGGAAAAUGAGAAUAUGGAACGUGUUAUGCAGGAGCUUGUUAUGGACAUUCUACGGGUUUUGUCAGCAACAGAUAUUGAAGUUCGUCGCAAAACAUUAACGCUGGCUAUGGAGUUGGUGUCUUCGAGAAAUAUUAAAGAAAUGGUUUUGGUGUUGAAAAAGGAAGUUUCCAAGACUCAUAACAUCGAGCACGAAGAUACCGGAAAAUAUCGCCAAUUGUUGGUGCGUACUCUACAUAUUUGUUGUAUUAAAUUUCCCGAUGUUGCUGCAACUGUUAUUCCCGUGUUAGUUGAAUUCCUGUCCGAUUCGAAUGAAUUAGCAGCUGCUGAUGUACUAAUUUUCGUGCGAGAAGCAAUCCAGAAAUUUCCUCAUCUGCAACUGCUUGUCAUUGAAAAACUUUUGGAGGCUUUUCCAGCCGUAAAAUCUUCCAAAAUUCAACGUGCAGCCCUUUGGAUUCUUGGAGAAUACGCCGGUUCAGUGAAAGAUAUUCUUGAUGUAAUGAACGUUAUUAAUCAGACAUUAGGCGAAGUCCCUAUUGUUGAUUCAGAGCAUCGCCGUCUGACUGGCGAAGAAAACGAAAAUAACGAAAACAAAGCUCAAAACGAGGUUCCAGCAGGAUUACCAAAAAAUAAAGUAACUUCUGAUGGGACUUAUGCCACGCAAAGUGCGUUCAGUGUAGCACCUUUAUCAAAAAAAAUUGAACGCCCACCAUUGCGGCAAUAUCUUAUGGAUGGAGAUUUUUUCAUUGGUGCAACACUUGCUUCCACAUUAACCAAGCUUGUGCUGAGAUACUUUGAACUGGAGCAAAAUGAAAAGAAGCAAAACCGUCUUUGUACCAGCGCCAUGUUGAUUAUGAGCUCGAUUCUUCAUUUGGGAAAAUCAGGAUUACCUAAUAGAGCAAUUACUAACGAUGACAGAGAUCGAAUUUUUCUCUGCCUAAAAACUCUUAGCCAACGCACACCAGAAAUUGUGCACAUUUUUAAACAAUCUUGUCGUGUUGCUUUAGCAAAUAUGUUGACUGCGCAGAAUGAAGAAGAGCAACAAACUCAGAAAGACAAACAGUUAAUUACUGCGAAAAUUCAACCUGAUGAUCCGAUUUCUUUUACACAACUGGCAAACGGAAAAAACGAUCAGCUGGGGGAAAAUGUCUUUGAAUCAAGUUUGAAUCAGGCAGUUGCUGGUACCAAAAACACAAUCGUAACGGGCGUGGCUUCGCCCAGUAACAAGCUGAACAAAGUAACUCAGUUAACCGGAUUUUCAGAUCCGGUCUAUGCCGAAGCAUAUGUGCACGUAAAUCAGUACGAUAUUGUGCUGGAUGUGUUGAUUGUCAAUCAAACUAAUGACACAUUGCAAAACUGUACCCUAGAGCUUGCCACUGUUGGUGACUUGAAGCUGGUUGAAAGGCCACAUCCGGUAGUACUGGCCCCGCAUGAUUUUUGUAACAUCAAAGCAAAUGUAAAGGUAUCGUCAACCGAGAAUGGAAUAAUUUUCGGAAAUAUUGUAUACGACACCACCGUAUCGAACGUGGUCGUUCUCAAUACGAUUCACAUUGACAUAAUGGAUUACAUUCUGCCAGCGAGCUGUACAGACACGGAGUUCCGCGCUAUGUGGGUCGAGUUCGAAUGGGAGAACAAGGUAUCGGUGAAUACAACGUUGACUGAUUUGCACGAGUAUCUGAAAAUGUUAGUCAAAUCCACCAACAUGAAAUGUCUCACGCCAGAAAAAGCUCUCUCAGGGCAGUGUGGAUUCAUGGCUGCUAAUAUGUAUGCAAGAUCAAUUUUUGGAGAGGACGCUUUAGCCAACUUAAGUAUUGAGAAACCCUCACGCGCGGAUGCCCCAGUGACUGGGCAUAUAAGGAUACGCGCUAAAAGCCAAGGAAUGGCGCUUAGUUUGGGCGAUAAAAUCAACCACACGCAGAAGUGUCUACAGGAGAAAUUAGUUGCUGCUUGAAAUGAUCAUCUAUUCAACAAAAGUUUUUGUUUUAUUUUUUCAUGUUAUUUCAUCUAAAGAAUGUAAUCGUUAAAAUUCAUUUGCAUCGUUGGCUAAUGUGGUAUAUGGAAAAUUUCAUUCCUAUACAACCGUAUUUAGAUUAACUAUCUGACAAACAAGAUAUGAAAGCUAAAAACAAUAAUAAUGAAUAUUAGUCUUUGUUGUAGGAGUUCUGCCGUGCUGAAUUGAAGCACGAAGAACUUCGAAAUAAUAUUCGAUAUUUGAAUGUGGAAACAAUACGCAAGGACAACAUUCCUAUAAAUACAUUUCACCACAAGAUGUUUGUUAUUAUUUUAACUUGGAAACUUUAACAAAAAUGCGAAAGUAUCGUUCUAACAUGGGACAAAAUGAGCAUCAUGCGAUAAUCUAUGAGUUGCAGUCUAGGGUGUGCUAUUUUCGCGAACAUUCGAUUGGCGCUUUCGAAUAAACGUGUUUUGCUUUUCUAGUGAAA